Molecule: messenger RNA, 3662 nt
Organism: Lutra lutra (Eurasian river otter)
Lineage: Eukaryota; Metazoa; Chordata; Mammalia; Carnivora; Mustelidae
Exons: 4
Coding region: 1-1020 (339 amino acids)
Biological process (GO): virion assembly; DNA integration
Molecular function (GO): nucleic acid binding
Source: RefSeq, a predicted model, not a curated record
AUGGUGGCUGGGCGCUGCGCGGAGUCCAGUUCCAGGAAACGGAAACUUCUGCUAGAGCCCACCUGGGAUGACCGUCAGCAGCUCUUGCAGGUUCUCUUUACCACUGAGGAAAGAGAGCAAAUCCAGGUGGAAGCCCAGAAGUCCGUCCUGGGUGACGACAGACAGCCAACUCAGAACUCCGAUCUCAUAAAUGCAGCUUUCCCCUUGUCUCACCCCGCUUGGGACUACAACUCGGCAGAAGAUACUUUUUCAGGAUGGACAGAGGCAUUUCCCACCAAACAUGAAACAGCACAGACCGUGACCAAGAAGCUGCUGGAAGACAUCUUACUGAGGUAUGGUUUUAUUAUUAAGAUUGGAUCAGACAACGGAUCAGGAUUCAUCUCUAAGGUAACACAGGGAGUAGCACUAGUACUUGGGGCAGAUUGGAAAUUACAUUGUGCAUAUAGGCCCCAGAGCUCAGGACAGGUAGAGAGGAUGAACAGACCAUUAAAAGAGACCUUAACUAAAUUAGCCCUGGAGACUGGCAGGGACUGGGUGACUCUCCUCCCCUUCACCCUAUAUAGGGUACGAAACUCCCCAUAUAAGAUGGGACUUACUCCCUAUGAGAUCAUGUUUGGUAUUCCUUCACCUAUUAUUCCCAAUUUAAAACCUGAGGUGCUUGCUGAGUUUGAUGAUCACCAACUCCUUUUCUCCCUCCAAAUGUUACAACGAACCCAUGAACAGGUGUGGCCUAAGCUGAGGGCCUCUACAAGACCGGGCCACCCCCGGACCCCCAUUGAUAUCGGCCGGGUGUACGUCCAGAGACACCAACAUCAGACACUUCAACCUGGCUGGAAGGGACACUACAUCGUGCUCCUGACCACUCCCACAGCUCUCAAGGUCGACGGGAUUACUCCCUGGGUCCACUACACCCAAGUCCGGCCAGCUGACCCACACGCUGUUCUCAAGGACUUUGUCCCAGAAUGGAAAAGCCAACCAAACAAGGACAAUCCCCUGAAGCCAGAGCUGUGGCGCUGGUAAUAAUACUCUUAACCUUGUUUACCCAAUGCCUUUCCAACCCCCAUAUGCCACAAAAUCUGACAUGGGUACUUUAUAAUGCAGCCACUGGAGACACUUUGAGUACCACCACCGGCUCACACCCACCCGGGACAUGGUUUCCCUCUUUAACUUUUGACUUGGCUAAACUCCUUCACCUAACCUGGGAUGAAACCUUCAUUAGUAAACAUCAUUUCUAUGUCUGCCCGGGGCACACCAAAGAAAAGGCACAACAAUGUGGAGGCACCAGCAGUUAUUACUGCUCUUCAUGGAGCUGUGUCUCCAGUGACCACAUCUGGUGGAACCCUCCUGUGAAAAAGGACCUUAUAUCUGUUAGCCGAACUGGUACUACGGGCCAGUGCUCUAAAUCUACUAAAUCUAUAGAGGGCACUUGCAAUCCAGUAAGCAUUACUUUUACUCCUGAAGGACGGGCAGAGAUGAGAUGGAGUACUGGACUCUGGUGGGGAGUAAGACUUUAUGAAAAAACCAGAGUUUUCCCCAGAGACCCAGGUGCUAUAUUCGGAAUCAAACUCCUCCAGCAACCCUUAACUAACCCAGUUGCCUGAAGCCCAAGCCCUGUGCUAGCACCUCCUCCGCCCAAACCUCAGACAACUCCUACCUCCCCACCGCCCUCCUCUGUACCUACUGUGCCGUCUGCAUCCAAGAAUACCCCUGAUGCAGACACAGUCACUCCUGCCCCGACCUAAACCAGCCUGGACCCAUGACUGGGUCCUUCCUUAGGUACAUCUGAGAGGGGGGAAUGUGGAGGCCGAGAAAAUUAAGGACAUCCCACCUCAAGUUUAACCUUAGGAAGAGUACAGCCAUCUUAGCUUCAGCAGCCAUCUCAGGCCCUAGUGACCAGGGGCUGAACUUAAGUUCCAGGAAAAACCGCUAUACCCAACCCUGCAACACCCCAGCAACAGCUAAUCAGCUUACUCAAGGAAAGUCUGAAAUUUCCCUUCUUCCCCCAACCAAAGCCUCUUGUAAUGACACAUAAAUACCUCUGCCUUAACUAGACUCGGGGUCCAAGUCCCUACUCUGCUGUGUUGGGUAUACUUGGGCCCAAGCUUAAGCUUGUCGAAUAAACCCUCGUGUGAUUGCAUCGGUGUUGGCUCCUUGGUGGUCUCUCGGACACGAAAACUUGGGCAUUACACUUGGUUGCCUUGUUAGUACAGAAGAAGCAAUGUUUAUCUCUUCCUCGGGUAUAGGAAAAAUCCUUCUUUAGUUAACUCUUGAGCUUUUAGCUGAAGCAUUUGGCAGAAUCAUAGUCAUGCUGGCUCUCCAUCCAGAGAAUAUUCCCAAGAACGUAUGCUCCAGGCCUGGCUCUGCUAAGGGAGGUUUUUGAAGCAACUCAUGCAAUAUGCAGUGAUGCUGGCUGCACAUGCUAAGGUUCCAGAAGGCUCUGGCCUGGGACGACCAGACCAGAUCUAUGUCAAGUCACAGUAAUCCUGCAAAAGCAGAUGAGACGGAAUAUGUCUGUGAAAGUGCCGGCUGACCACCAACCUGAUAUUCUAGAAGUGGGAAGUUUUAUUUGCUAUAUGUCCUUAGUGUCCACUCAAGUAUGAGUUUGCUUCAGGUGUUUUGGUAGUUGUACCUCCUGAAGGUACUCAGUCGUUCAAUGGCCUGUAGGUGAGAUCUAGUCCCUGACUUCCCCAAAGCCAGGCAAAUACCAUCUGGAGACAGACUAGAUUCAGAGAGCCAGAGGUGCAGAGAUAGAUCAUACCCAUUUCCUCUCAGGGGGUUGGCUGAUCGGGUACCCUAUUUGGUGCCAAAACUGGAAGCAAAACUGGGUGUUCUUCUGAUGAAGAAUUCUUUACGUUCCACCUGGGCCCAUCACAUUCAUCACUUCAGCAGGUGAAGGGAUAUAUAAAUGGUGGUAUGUCCAUACAAUGGAGUAUUAGUCAACAGUUGAAACAAAUGAGCUACCAAGCCAUAAGGACAUGAAGGAACAUUAAAUGCGUAUUGCUACAUGAAAGACAUACUUAAGAAGACUACAUGUUAUAUAAUUCCAAGUAUAUGACAUUCUGGAGAAGUCCAAAUUAUAGAAAUAAUAAACAGAUCAUUCCUUGCCAAUGGUUUAGGGUGAAUGGUACAGGUGGAACUCAGGAUACUUUUAGGACAGUGAGACUCUUCUUAUGAUGCAAUAAUGGUAGAUACCUAAUAUUAUGUAUAAUACAAAGAAUGAACUAUACUGUAAACUCUGGGCUUUAAUUAGGAAUAACAAAUCAAUAUUGGUUCAUCAGUUGUGACUAAUAUACCAUACAAAUGCAAGAUGUUAGUAUAACAGCAUAGCAGCUGGCCUUAAAGGUUGACUUGCUUCCAGUUAACACUCCUUACUUGCUGACCUAAGUCCCUUGAUCUACAACAGACUAAUUUACUUUCUUUGAGGUUUACUGACCACUGACCUUGAGGAGUGAAGGACCAGACCUUUCCCAGGCCACAGAAGCCAGCAAGUCUGUUUGAAACAGUCUUGGCUCUAUGAUUAGCCCAGCAAUUUUUUUAGCAAAAUGUUUUUCUUUCUCUCUCUCUCUCUCUCUUUUUUUUUGGUCACGCAAGUGAUUUUACUGACUUCCCUUUGUAUAUCUGUAGGUGUUGCCUUCCUUUGCAGAAAGAACAGAAUACUCCUG